GUGCCGGGAGCGGGGCGGGUGCCAGGUGCCGCUGCCCGGGGCGGGGGGCCCCGGCGCCAGGUGCGGACGGGCGGGCUCGGGCAGGCACCUGGGCGGCUGCGCUGCCUCCUCCCCCUCGCGCUGGUUUCGACUUUCUUCCUCCGCCCGGAAACUUGCCGGAGGAGCCGCCGAGCCGACCCCCAGCCCAGGAAUCCUGUAAGAUCACCGGUUCCGCUCUUUAAAUUGGCAGACUUGUUUCUCCUGCCUCACCGCUGCUUUAUGCUGGACAUCAUGGCUGACCCUACAGCAGAAGAACAGGUCUCCAAAAUGAGUGAACUUUGUCCUGAAUGUGGCCAGUUUCACCUGUUAUCAGAAAAUCAUCUUUAUAAUUUCCAGGAUGAAGUGGAUGAUGAAUUGAUUUGCCAUAUCUGCCUUCAGCCUUUGCUUCACCCUAUGGAUACCCCGUGUGGACACACGUACUGUUUCAGGUGCCUUGAGAACUUCAUGCAGGAGCGUAAUUUUUGCCCCAUGGAUCGCAAAAAACUGUGCUUCCAGCAUUGUCGAAAGUCCAGCCUUCUAGUAAGGAACCUGUUGGAUAAGCUGAUUGUCCUCUGUCCUUUCCACACGCUAUGCCAGGAGACCAUGCAGAGGUGUCAGCUAGAAGCUCAUCUACAGAACAGGUGUCUUGGCUUCAAGAAAUACAGAUCUGAACUAGAAAGAAGAAAGAAUCCCCACUCCAAAGGGAAGGAAGAGCCUGUUAUCAGUGUGGACACAAGUGCUGCCAAAGAGCCAGAUCUCUCAAAUGGAGGGUCAUCAUUGGUGGCAGAAAGCUCUAUGGCAGCUGUUGUAUCUCUAGGGACAGCGGAGCCUGGACUGGUUAAUCCAGCAUUUGAGGAGGGUGAAGAAGACCUGCCUCAGAGAGCUAGCCUUGUGGCCGAAACCAGCACCAUUGAAAUUCAACGAGAAGACCCAGAGGAAGAACUUGGAAUGAGGAUAGUUGGGGGUAAAGAUACCCCUCUGGGGAACAUUGUGGUUCAGGAAAUCCUUCGGGAUUCUGUUGUUGCUACGGAUGGACGAAUAGCACCUGGAGACCACAUUCUCGAGGUGAACGGCAUCAACAUCAGCAAUGUGACUCACUGCCAAGCGGUCUCUUUGCUGCGCCAUCCAGGUUCAGUUCUCCACUUGGUGAUCCUACAGGAGAAGGGGUUUUCCCCCAGGACUGUCCAGCAGGACUCCAGCCCUGCUGUAAACCGGGAAGUGAUUCAUGUUACCCUGAUGAAGAGAGACCGAUCAGAGCCCCUGGGAAUCAAACUGAUUAGGAAGACAGAUGAGCCGGGGAUUUUUAUUCUAGAUUUGCUGGAUGGAGGCUUGGCAGCCAAAAACGGGAAGCUGAGUCGGAACGACAGAGUCCUUUCUAUAAACGGCCAGGACCUGAGGCAAGGAACACCCGAGACUGCUGCACAGAUAAUCCAGGCCAGUGAGACAAGAGUGAACUUUGUGGUCCUCCGGCAAUCUGGCACACAGCUGGUAGAUACUGUUGAUGAUGGCAGCACACCCAGCAGCAGCAGCAGCAGCAAUGGAGAGAGCCCAGUGCACCAUCGGAGGAGGCCUGAGCAAACUUACUACCGCCGCAAACCUAGCUACCAGAAGGAGCUACCUCAGGGAUAUGCUAGCCAGGAAAAGACUGUUACCCUAAAAAAGGAACCAAAGGAAUCUUUGGGAAUAACUAUUGGAGGUGGAAGGGAUAAUAAGAACAAACUGCCUGUUUAUGUGACAAGUGUGCAGCCCAUUGGAUGCCUCUUCAGAGAUGGCAGGAUCAAGAGAGGAGAUGUGCUCUUGAGUAUAAAUGGCAUUGAUUUGACUCAUAUGAACUACUAUGAAGCUGUGCCAGCACUUAAAUCCAGUGCUGCUUCCCAUGUACUGGUACUGAAAGCCCUGGAGAUCCUUGUACCAGAACCCACAGACUCAUCCUCUGAGAUAAGGGAACAAGGAUUCAGCUGGUCUCCCCUUUGGACCAUGUGGCUUGGACUACCUAGUAACCUCCACUGUUGUCAAGAUAUUAUCCUGCGUAAGAGUAAUUCAGAAAGCUGGGGAUUCAGCAUUGUUGGAGGCUUUGAAGAAAGCAAAGGAAGCCAGCCGUUCUUCAUUAAAACCAUUGUGCCUGGAACGCCUGCUUUCCGAGACAGGAGACUGAAGUGUGGAGAUGAAAUUGUGGCAGUAAAUGCAGUACCUGCCAUAGGAAUGAGCAAUUCAGAGCUGAUCCCCAUGCUGAAAGAACAAAGGAACAAAGUCAUUCUUACUGUGGUGUCCUGGCCUGGAAGUCUUGUGUAAACACCAAAACAAAAAUGUGUAUUCACGAAAUCUGUGAGCCCCUCUGAUGCUAGUUUGCUUGAUCUGACAGCCCAUCAUGUGACACUUACUAAGGAAACCACGAACUCCUGGCACGGUGUGCACUAGACUUUCACUUCCUCUUUGAAGAAAACAUUUCCAUACCGUUCAGAAAGUUAAUGCAACUUGUGGAUGCAUCUGAUUUUUUUUAAGGUACAAUAUGCUAGCAGCUUGGAGCUGUAUCUUCACUAGCUUCUUGUACUGAUUAGAACUCAUCAUAAUUGUAGGGACAGUUAUUUUUCCCACGAUCCAAGAGGAAUUGUCCAUCUGCGUCUUGAGCUAUAGUUGUCAACUUUUUUCAGGUGAUGUUUUAAUUCCUGGUCAAACUAGUGUCCAUAAGAAAAAUCAAGUAACCUAGCAAGCUAACAUUUGCUGGCUGGCUGGCAUUCUUGGACACUUUAUUCAAGUCAUUGUCUUUGUUUUUAAAAGUUGCUAAUAAAAAUAAGGACAUGGACCAAUGAAAUGGUUCAUAGCUAAUGGUGUUCACAUUUCUAGCACAUGAGUUAGUAAGAUAUAACCCUUCUGGUGCUAGGUAAAUUGAAUUACUGAGCCACCCUAACAUACUGCAUUGACUUGUGUGAAAAUCCCCAUCCUAGUGUCAGCUGAAGGGAUUCAAAUUCAAGAACUCCUGCAACUUCUCUCUCCUUGAUAGUGACUAAUGAACCCACCAGGAUUGGUCAUGUAGAUACACGGCUGUCUACAUUAAAUGGACCAGUUUGCUCCCAAGAAACAUCUGCCCUGAGGAGGUAAUUGUGUUCCUUGACCUUAGUUUCCCAGUAGGCUGAAGGAGAUGGUUAGCUGCCUCUCCUAUUCAACUCAUUUUCCCUGAGUCAAGUAGAGCAUGCUCACACUUUGUACCAGCAUCUCCAGCUACACUUUUACCCAGUGAAUGCUGAAAAACCUACUUCCAAAAUGACAGAGGAGCUGGUUUGGGCAGAUUGAUGCACUAUAAAGCAGAAUUAUAAAACACAAGGUAGAAAGCCAAGGCUUUAUUCUGGCUAUGACACGUUAAUAAUAGACUAUUUGAAACAUUCAGGAUAUAUAGGAAUUUCUCAUUUUUCUAUGGAAGCUUAAUCAUUAGUAAAAAUGACUGAGGGUCUCUUACAUCAGGCUCAAUUUAAAACAAGACAUGUUAUGAUUUCUCUAGCUGUCAGGAGUGGCUUGGGCUAUAGCAGAAAGCAGAACAACUCAAUUUCCUUGUCCAGUUCUUUAAGUGCAGCGGACUAGAGGGGUCCAUUCUGUAAAAUAAGAGCAGUGCGGGAUGAACUUUUCAGUUUGCUAUUAGCAAGGAACAGAACUCUGUUCUGCUGUAAAUUGUGAAUGGUUUACACACAAUGUGACUUUGCUGUCUUAUGGCUGUUAGCUACAAGCUGUAUGUAAGGACUCUUAUCAAAGCCUUUUCAAAACAAAUAGUUUAGGUUCUAGUGCUCAUGAAACAUUGUUUAGCUCAGCAGUUCUCAGCCUCUUUAGACUUAAGGUUCCCCUCCAUUACUUUUGCAAAUUGAGCAGCACCCCGUUUCAAAAACUAAAUUAUAGCACUUACCUCCUUGCAGAGGGGCUGGGCCAGUGGAGGCAGGGGAAUGGCUAGGCAAAGAGAGCCGGAGCCUGCCAUUGUCUGCUUAUCUCUUCACGCUUUCUGUAGCACCUUUCAAAGGAUCUCAUAGCACACCCUAGGUGCCUUGGCACCCUGGUUGAGAAUCACUGGUUUAGCCAAUAUCCAUUCCUAUGGAUUUGGACUACAGGAGUUUUCUUAGACUAGCUGGACCUUUAGACACUGAUUCCUGACAUUCUUCAGCAAUUGCAAGAUUAAAAUAAUUCAGAAGUCAGCCAGGUGUUUGUGGUAAAACAAAUCAAUCAGCCUCCCUCUGAAGUGAAGAAAACGCAGAACUUAAUUUUUGUCUCUUCCGUACAAAAGUUACUUAAAGCAAGUUCUGCAGGGAGCACUAGAUAGUCCAAAUAUCUAUUGGCUGGGUACUUAAAAGGUGGGCAUUUAUUGCUGAAAAUAAUCUCCUGUUGUUGCAACAUUUUUUUGCCUUGUAAGCAGCAAUGCAGAGGGCAGUUGGAUGUAUUUUUAAAUGAAGGGGAUGCUGUAAAAAGGCAGCAUGGUUUUACUAUUGCUCCAUCUCGUUUCAAGGUGCCUUUAGCAUCACCAAAAAAUCUAAGCAACUACAUAUUGUUUGCAUCACAAGGAUUUGCUGAAUCUUGUUUAAGUGUUGAAUUGUUUGGAUGCCUUUAUAAAUUAUUUUAAUAUGACUAGCAGA
Molecule: messenger RNA, 4628 nt
Organism: Alligator mississippiensis (American alligator)
Lineage: Eukaryota; Metazoa; Chordata; Crocodylia; Alligatoridae
Product: ligand of Numb protein X 2
Exons: 10
Coding region: 259-2310 (683 amino acids)
Molecular function (GO): metal ion binding; ubiquitin-protein transferase activity; protein binding
Source: RefSeq, a predicted model, not a curated record